Puntigrus tetrazona (Sumatra barb) is the source of this 2605-nucleotide messenger RNA. RefSeq names its product CD209 antigen-like protein E. Bases 272 to 1123 code for a protein of 283 amino acids. NCBI's taxonomy places the organism in Eukaryota, Metazoa, Chordata, Actinopteri, Cypriniformes, Cyprinidae. The record is from RefSeq and is a predicted model, not a curated record. The transcript is spliced from 6 exons.
CAUUGAGUUGAACUUCCUUUUUACAUUAAUACGUGAAACAUUUUCACAAAAGGAGUUCCUUUCUGCUUAAAUACCGGUCACUAUGGGAGAGAAACUAGUGUUAGUUGGUUGAUAUUGAAGCUGUCCGAUAGCGUAAGUCUAAAUACAGAAAAGGAUAAAACUCCAAAAAUAUGCAAAGAAGAACCUCAUUAACUUCUAAGGAAAUGAGGAAGCUGUAAGAGUCAUCCAAGUCAUCCAAGAAGCGACUGUAACCAUUUCAUCUGCACCAAAAAUGUCUGGAACUGUGAAUGGUGGUAUGGAUAAAGGUUCAAUAAUGGACUCGGAAGACCGGAUAGAAAAGACUGUCGAUAUCUACAUCACUGCAGAAGCUGUAAGAGACAUGAAACAUAAGAAAGACACUGAGGACAUCAAUGCAACAACCCUUAAAACAGCCCAACCUACAGGAAGUGAUGGUGUGAAGAUCAGGAGCUCCAGAGCAGCUGUGGUGUGUUUGGUGUUGCUGUGUGUUCUUCUGCUGACCGCGGUCACUGCACUGGGGGUGUACAUCCAUAAGACGGGCGCAAACUACGCAGAAGAGAGGCGGCAGCUGUUAAGCAACAUCACCAACUUCGCAGAAGAGAGUCAACUGCUGUCAAGCGAAAUCGCCAACCUCACAAAAGAGAAACAGUGGCUUCUAACCAACAUUACCAACUUAAUUCAGCUAAAUGUACAGUUCAAUCAAGAGAAAAACGAACUGAUAAAGUUUUUUCAAGAUGGAUGGAUUUACUAUCAGUUCGGUCUUUACUACGUUUCCAAUGAGACGAAGAACUGGACCGAGAGCAGAAGAUACUGUACAGAGAGAGGAGCAGAUCUAGUGAUCAUAGAGAACAGACAAAAACAAGAUUAUGUGAAGAAGAUAUCCAAUGGAAGUGACGUCUGGAUUGGUCUGACCGACAGUGAAGUAGAGGGAACAUGGAAAUGGGUUGAUAACAGCACCCUGCCCUCUGGCUCUGGGUUCUGGAAACAAGGAGAACCUAAUGGAGGUACAGAUGAGAACUGCGCUUUCAGUGGUUCAGCAGGACUGUUUGAUUAUAUAUGUUCUAACCUUUUAAAAUGGAUCUGCGAGAGGAAAAAUAUAAAAUGACAUUAUUAUUUGCAUAUAUGCUGGAACAUUUAAACAUUUUUGACAUUUUCUAUUUUUCACUUACUACCAUUAGCCUAUAAUGUAAAAUACUUUUUUUAAUAUUCAAGUCUUAGGAAUAGUUUACCCCAAAAUUAUAAUUCUGCCAUUAAUUACUGACACUCAUGUUCUUCCAAAUCCGUAAGAUCUUCAUCUAUCUUUGGAACACAACUUAACAUCAUUUUGAUAAAAUCCGAGAGCUCUCUGAUCCCCCCACAAGAUCCUAACACAAUCAAGGUCCGGAAACGUAGCAAGGACAUCGGGUUCAACCAGAAUUUUAGGAAGCUACUAGAAUACUUUUUGUUUUUUCUUGCAUUUUCUUUUCAGUUUUGUUACUGAAUGAUUCAGCAUUUUGAACAAAUCAGUUCAAUCAAUGACUCACAAGUGACUUACUGCCACCUACUGGUGGUUUAGGAUGUUUAGGACAAUUUCUUUUUGACGUGACAUAAUGACGCAGUACUGUGCUCGAAUAUCCUGCAAAAAAAACAAUGCAUAAUUUUUCGCCACAUACCACAAAAAAUGAUAGACCUGGAGUUGCCCAGAUCCAGAUUAAAGAGUUGACGGUGACUAGCCACUGGUGACGUUAUCAAUGAAACACAAAGAUGCGAAUGUUUUGCAACAUGCCACAAUUUGCUAAUUUAUUAGAAGGAAAAAAGAUACAAGUUCUGUCAUACAUCUCGUGAAAAAGUAGCAAAAACAAUGCAACGUUAGCACUGAAUAGUUUUUGUGCAAAACAAUUGCAUAGUCAACACUGUUCGUAUCACUAACAACGUAACUCACAAAAUACAAAGUCUAUAAGCCUACUCACUGUCAGAGUGAUAUCUUCAAUUCGUAUAAACCAAUGAAAGGUUAGAUAAAUAAAAUAAAAGAUGAAAAUGAUUAACAAUGCAGAUUCGUUUUCACUGUUUUCUGUGGACAUAUUUUCCAGGGGUGCCAAUACUUUUGGCCAUAAGUGUUUUUCAGCCACAAUUCGUUUUUUUUUUCCAGCUUCAUCUUUAGAAAAAUAUUUCCACACACUUGAUAUGCCUCCGCUGCUUUGCUGCAAUGUUGUUUCUGUCAAAAUCACAGCAAAAAGCCUCAUGUCGGAGCAGUAAAGUUGAGCAGUCUCCACACCCAUGAUUUGGUUUAUUAGCAGGGGGCAUAUCAUUGGAAAAAAAAUUAAGAAUACAUUUUAGUACGAAAGUUUUUGAUGAAUCAUGAGUUAUUUGUGAAAACAUGUUUAGUGAAUGAGACCCAUUAUUUUGUGUAUUUGGUGUAAAGCAGUUAUAUAUCACUUUCCACAUAUUGUACAUUGUUGUUUCUCCUCUAAGCCUUGCCUUUCUGUAAUGCUUCAAUCUGUACAAAGCUCAUCUCAAGUGUGCGAUAGAAAUGUUACUCUCCUUCCUAUAAUGUGAUGCUGUGUGCCAGCGCUAUGACACAAAAACAAUAAAAGCCAUUCAAAAGAGG